AGUGUCAUGUGAUGGAGAAGCUAUAGACUGUGUGUGUGGUUGUAAUUGUGUAGAUACCGAGGCCUUUCCCAGCCUCCUAGUACAUUCGUAGGCCUUAGCUCUAGCUCUAUACAGUGGUAGCGUAAAGCUGACUCAGAGCCAAGUCUUUGUGGGAGGUCCUGACUGAGAGUUCUUGUCGAAAGCAUUGAAAGUUGUUUGUUUACAGUUGAAGAGAUGAGCAAGGUCAAAGUAGCCGUCCGUGUUCGACCCAUGAACAAGAGAGAGGUGGAUAUAAAUGCAGAGUGUGUAGUGGACAUGGAGAACAGUCAGACAAUCCUCUCGUCCCCCGGAGGCUCCAAGAAAAUACCCAAGACGUUUGCAUUUGACCAUUGCUUCUGGACCAUGGACCCCACCAACCCCAAGUAUGCCAGUCAGGACACUGUGUUUGAUGCUCUUGGUGUUGAUAUCCUUGACAAUGCUUUCGAUGGCUAUAAUGCGUGUAUCUUUGCCUAUGGCCAGACAGGCUCUGGCAAGUCGUACACUAUGAUGGGCUCUCUAUCAGAUGAUGAUACUAAAGGCAUCAUCCCUCGUCUCUGUGACAGUCUCUUUGACAGGAUAGCUGAGAAACAAAACGCAGACUCGAGGUUAACGUUGAAGGUGGAGGUGUCCUAUAUGGAGAUCUACUGUGAGAAGGUUAAGGACCUGCUCUCCCCCAAAGGUACCAAGCACAAUCUGAAGGUGAGGGAGCAUAAGACACUGGGACCCUAUGUUGAGGGACUCUCCAAGCUGGCUGUCGCAUCAUUCCGGAACAUCAAUGACCUCAUGUCAGAGGGUAACAAGUCUCGAACAGUGGCAGCCACUCAAAUGAAUGCAGAGAGCUCACGAUCUCAUGCUGUCUUCUCAAUGGUUGUCACGCAGAUGGACUAUGACCCUGCUUCACGUACGGGGCUUGAGAAAGUAUCCAAGAUUAGUUUGGUUGACCUUGCUGGCAGUGAGAGAGUCUCUAAGACAGGUGCCCAAGGAUCCAGGCUCAAGGAGGGCAGUCUCAUCAACCAGUCCCUCACAACUCUUGGGCUAGUCAUAUCAUCAUUGGCAGAUAUAUCGGCAGGCAAGAAGGGACGUAAUGCAUACGUUCCGUACAGAGACUCCACUCUCACAUGGCUAUUAAAGGACAAUCUGGGUGGUAACAGCAAGACAGUGAUGGUGGCCACAGUCAGUCCUGCCUCUGAUAACUUUGAAGAGACCCUCUCCACUCUACGCUACGCUGACCGUGCCAAGAGAAUUGUCAAUCAUGCUGUAGUCAAUGAGGACCCUAACUCCAAGAUCAUCCGUGAGCUAAGAGAAGAAGUGGAGAAGUUGAGAAGCAUGAUUGGACCUGGUGGUGUAGGUAGUCCUGGUGGGGGCACUGAUCCUAAGGAUAUUAAAGAUCUCUCAGAGAAGCUACGAAUCAGUGAGAGUCUAAUGGGAGAGAUGACUAAGACUUGGGAGCAGAGGCUACAGGACACAGAACGUAUUCAUCAAGAGAGGCAGAAAGCACUCGAGGACAUGGGAAUAUCAGUACAGGCUGCUGGGAUAGGAGUGCAAAAGGACAAGUUUUAUCUGGUCAAUCUCAACGCUGACCCCUCCAUGAAUGAACUGUUAGUGUGCUAUCUGAAGGAGGUCACACGUGUUGGUCGCCCUAGCAACGAGGGGACCCCCCACCAAGAUAUCCAGCUAAGGGGGUUGGGCAUAACACAAGAGCACUGCGUCUUCGAGAUAGUGGAUGGCGAUGUCUUUCUCACCCCCAUCAAUACUGCUAGGACACUGGUGAAUGGUCAUCGUGUGACUGACAGAGUCACUGCUAAACAUGGCGAUCGUAUCCUACUGGGAAACAGCCACUUGUUCCGACUCAGUUGCCCACGACAACAGAUUGAGGGGGAGGGGGAGGGGGAGCAAGGAGAUCCUGUCCAGCUCAUGGACUAUGAGGCAGCCAUGAAGGAGAUCAACACCAAGGAGCUGCGUGAUGAUCCUAUGUACAAGAAGAUGCAGGAGGACAUGAUGGCCAAACAUGCGGCAGAGAAGGAAGGUUCCCUGGAGGCACAGAGGGUCAAAUAUGAGGAACAACUGAGCAAACUACGGGAAAGGUUGGAACAGUCUACCGCGUCAUCUCCGACACCACCCAUCCAUCGAUACACAACGCUAGAGGAAGAAUGGGAGCAGAGGAAUCGUGAGCGCCUCAUCAAUACUGUCAUCCAGGCCAACCGUCUCACACAAGAAGCUAACAUGUUAGCAGAAGCUCUACACAAGGACACAGUGUUCAAGGUCACUCUGACUGUCCCUCGGUCCUUCCUCAGCCCUCGUCAGACACUGGACUCUGAUGAGAUCAGCACUAAUAACGAGGUGGCCAUCAGAGUCCUACACAAGCAGCGAGGGACUGACUCCGUGUGGAGUACAGAAACACUUGAGGAGAAAGUCAUCGUGAUGAGGGAUAUGUAUGAACGUAUGGAGGAAGGGGGAUCCCCUCUGGACGAAACCCUCGGCCCUGACCCAUUCUACGAUCUUGAACAACAUGCUCUACUAGGAGUGGCUAAUUUCUUCCUGGACUGUCUCCAUCAUGAUGUUGCUCACGAAUAUAUAGCACCCAUUGUGGCCCCCACUGGAAAUGUAUGUGGUCAUCUCAAGGUGGCCAUUCAGAGAGUGCCUACUCCAAUGCCAGACCGUGAGCUCGGAGAGAGUGGAGAUGAUGUGGACUAUAUGUAUGUGGUUGAGGACAAUGGAGACCUGCGCCCUGGGGUCACCUUCUCAUGCCAGAUCAGUGUGCUGGAGGCAACUGGCCUGCCCAAGGAGUACUGCCAUUAUGUGUUCUGUCAGUACCAAUGGUGGCAUCAAGAUGACCCUCUCAUUAUCCCUCCUCUGGUUACAUCAGGUCAAGAGAAGCUCUCAGACAGAGUACAGAGAUUUGAACACAGUCAGGUGUUCACUAUUGAAGUAACUGAGGACUUCCUGUCUUUCAUUGAUGAGUGUGCUCUGGCAGUGGAGGUGUGGGGACACAGACGCAGUGGCUUCCUGGACAUGGGAAUGGGGGCCGGGGCAGAGGGUGACCCUGUGGAGGGAAAGAGACACAAGUCAUUCCCUGAAAAAUGGAGUGAGUUAACCCAGCGACUAGAGCUGUGGGUUGAGUUGAUGGAGUUGAGUGAUCAGGGGGAGUACAUCCCUGUGGAGAUGCAGAGCAAACCAGAGGUGGUCACAGGAGGAGUAUUCAUGAUACGACAGGGCCAGUCUCGUAGGAUCAAUGUAGCUGUACGCACAGUGUCUGGAUCUGGGAACAGUCCACUCAAAGCUGACCACAUUGACUACGUCUCCAUGGGUAGUAUCUAUCUCAGAAAUCGCUACGAUGAAGCUCUUGACUCUUAUCAGUCCCGUGAUCUAGAGAGACUGCGUAAGAAAUGGAGUGAUUGUCUGAUGAACCGUCGUGAGUACCUCGACACAGAGGUGCGUAAGAUCAUGGAGAAGAAGGAACCCAACGUGUCAGACCUAGAGAGACAGAAUGAGUUAUUGGAUCAAUGGGCCAUGCUGCAAUGGCAGAGGGCAGCAGUCCUACAGCCCAAGGCUGGUAGUGGUGUACCAGGGGCACCCACUAACUGGAGACUAGUACCAGGGUUCGAGGCUCGUGUACCCGUUGUGUUCCUAGACCUCAAUGAUGACCUCUUGACCCCUUGUGAUGAUGACCCAGUGGGGGCAGUCUCGACUGGUCCAUUGUUUGGAGAGAAGGAAGAAAGUAUGAUUGAUCUGCCCAUCAUCAAGAAGGAUGAACACACGAGGGAACCUCGUGCGACUGCCUCGUGGGACUCGACUGUUCACGAUGCUAACAGUCUCAACAAGAUCACUGGAAACAAUGAUAGAGUGUACGCCAUCUUAAAGGUGGGUGUGGCCUUAUCCCACCCCCCUGGCAUUGUAGUGGAGCUGAGGAAGAGGAUAUGUCUCAGAGUGUACAAGAGAAGUGCUCUGGGUUCACUAAUGAGAGCCUUCGCUGGCAAGGAGCAACGCACGGCGUGUGGUGUUAUGUACGAGGUGGUGAUGGGCAUACCCAAGUCAGAGGGAAUGCAACCACCUCCAAAGAUCCCAGCCAACCCUUCAUUUGUUGAGUUGCAAGAAGAUGAGAAUGCAGUGGAGAAGUUCAAGACUGCAAUGACCUCCAUCACCAGCAUCCUGGCACUGGACAGACUGAAACAGGAGGUUUCUCUGAAGGAGAAGUUGACGAGGAGUGGCAAGAGUCUGCGCAAGAGAAUCACUCUUGGGGAGGCCACGCCACAGUCACUGAGUCGAGCUGACUCUGGGAUUAUCUAUUCAGGCAGUAGAGCAGAGACACCAGAGCCUGAGGCACCAAUACCUGAAGAGGCGGAGAUUAUGGCUGAUAAUGAGGAUGAACCCAUCACAAUAUUAGCCCCGCCCAUUAACCAGGGGGAGGAGCCAGCGACAGUGGGUGUGUCCACUGUGUCAUUAAGCAGUUCCCCUGUGGGAGGAGAGGGAGAGCUAGAGGCCAUCCCAGAGGAGGCUCUAGAAGUAGGCACUGAGAAAGGUAUUGCAUCGGGUGGUGGUCUGGAUGCUAUACCAGAGGAGGGGACUUCCCCUCACACACCUGUCAUUGAAGAAGUGAUCACACCCACCAUUAAGAUAGAGGACAGUAGUCCAAUUCACAAGCUAAUGGAUGAACCUCGACCCCCUGAACCAGAGGACACAGCACAAGAGCCAUCAGAGGGGACGUCCCCUAAUGAAGGGACUUCCCCUGUACCACCAGAGGACACCGUGACACUCGAGACUAGGCCAUCAGAACCAUCACCUGAACCACUAGAAGACCACACCCCCUCAACCCUUGACCCCAGCUCUGAGGAUCAGGCUAGUACCAAGAGUGAGGAGACCACACCCAUAUCUGAACUGAGACGUUCCUCUGAGUUAAUCGCACCCAUCUCGGAGUUAACCACACCCAUCUCUGAGUCAAGACGUUCCUCUGAAGGUGACAUCUUGACUACCAAAACAAGUGUCAAGAAGAAGGGGAGUAGUCAGCCAGGGAGUCCAAAGGUCAAACGAGCUGCCUCCCCCACUCCUAGCACCAGCUCCGAAAGCUCUAGUAUUGCUGAGUCAGCAACUCCAACUAAACCACCCCCUCCGCCUUGCAUUGUUGGAGAAAAGGUGAUGGUGGAUCUAUCCAGUGGAUUCAAACCAGGCACUGUCAAGUUUGUUGGAGAGACAGAGUUCCAGCCGGGAGAAUGGAUCGGUGUGGCCCUGGACAGACCUUUAGGCAAACACAAUGGCACGGUGAAGGGGGUCAAGUACUUCAAGUGCAAGGACAAACACGGACAGUUCGUGAGAGCUAGCAAGAUUCUCCACAACUCAACUGGUGGGUCGCCCACGACAACCGGACGUACAUCAUUGGGCAAGUCAGCAAGUCCACUCACAUCCGCUCGCAAGAUCUCCUCUAAUCCUAGUCUCCACACACGAACUUCUUACACUAGCGGAACUCGUCGAACAGGCUUAGGCCCUAAACGAUAGCUAGCUUUACACUCUGUCUGUCUGUAUGCGUGUGACCUAGAGCUCUGUGUACUGUGCCGUCUUAGAACUAUUAUAACAAUUUAUAUAGUACAAGAUUUAUUUAUUUUCAUGAAAAAUGAACUGUCAUGGUUGCUAUCAUGGUUGCUAUGAACCUUUAUGUCAAAUUUG
Halichondria panicea is the source of this 5676-nucleotide messenger RNA. RefSeq names its product kinesin-like protein KIF13B. Lineage: Eukaryota; Metazoa; Porifera; Demospongiae; Suberitida; Halichondriidae. Gene Ontology annotation, molecular function: microtubule binding; microtubule motor activity; ATP binding. The coding region runs from base 214 to 5508 and encodes 1764 amino acids. The transcript has 32 exons. The record is from RefSeq and is a predicted model, not a curated record. Gene Ontology annotation, biological process: microtubule-based movement.